Messenger RNA from Volvox carteri f. nagariensis, 564 nucleotides. RefSeq lists its product as uncharacterized. Lineage: Eukaryota; Viridiplantae; Chlorophyta; Chlorophyceae; Chlamydomonadales; Volvocaceae. The record is from RefSeq and is a predicted model, not a curated record. The transcript has a single exon. The annotation marks the transcript as partial.
CGGCAGUCGCGUCCCCACUGCAUUUGUACAGGCUCUGCUCUGCCGCACAUUUGUACAGGCCCUGCCGCACAUUUGUACAGGCUCUGCUGCACAUUUGUACAGGCUCUGCCGCACAUUUGUACAGGCCCUGCCGCACAUUUGUACAGGCCCUGCCGCACAUUUGUACAGGCUCUGCUCUGCCGCACAUUUGUACAGGCUCUGCUCUGCCGCACAUUUGUACAGGCUCUGCCGCACAUUUGUACAGGCUCUGCCGCACAUUUGUACAGGCUCUGCCGCACAUUUGUACAGGCCCUGCCGCACAUUUGUACAGGCCCUGCCGCACAUUUGUACAGGCUCUGCCGCACAUUUGUACAGGCUCUGCCGCACAUUUGUACAGGCUCUGCCGCACAUUUGUACAGGCCCUGCCGCACAUUUGUACAGGCUCUGCCGCACAUUUGUACAGGCCCUGCCGCACAUUUGUACAGGCUCUGCCGCACAUUUGUACAGGCCCUGCCGCACAUUUGUACAGGCUCUGCCGCACAUUUGUACAGGCUCUGCCGCACAUUUGUACAGGCUCUGUCCUGA